This is a messenger RNA of Podospora pseudocomata, 1641 nucleotides long. RefSeq names its product Serine--tRNA ligase, mitochondrial (gene DIA4). Gene Ontology annotation, cellular component: mitochondrion. Lineage: Eukaryota; Fungi; Ascomycota; Sordariomycetes; Sordariales; Podosporaceae. The coding region runs from base 1 to 1641 and encodes 546 amino acids. The record is from RefSeq and is a predicted model, not a curated record. The transcript has a single exon. Gene Ontology annotation, molecular function: serine-tRNA ligase activity; tRNA binding; ATP binding. Gene Ontology annotation, biological process: mitochondrial seryl-tRNA aminoacylation.
AUGAGGCCAUCCUUGUCAGGUGUCGCGGCAUCCAAGCCGUUCACCUGCCUCCCAUGUCUCCUCCGAACCUCAACCAGAAACAGCUUCCAGCGCCCCGUCCUCACCUACACAGAAAGAACCACCCCCAGGUUAUCAACAGCGCAAUUCUCCCACUGCGCCCGACAGCUCCACGCCCAAGAAGCCCCCGACCAAACCGCCGCUUUCAACACAGCCGCCUCCCUCCGCCCAACCACAGCCCCUAAACCCCUCCUCGAUAUUAAGCACAUCCGCCUCAACCCCGACCUCUACUCCCAAAACUGCAUCGAUAGAAAUUAUAAAUCUCUCGCCGAAUACCCCCACAAGAUCAAUGCCUUGUUUGCGGAAUGGCAAGCUCAGCAAAAAGCCGGCCGCGCCCUCAGGGAAAGGGGAAAUAUUCUCCGCCGUCGGUUGGCUGGUCCGGGCGGCACCUCCCGUGACGAUCCCCGCGAGAUUAUUGACGAGUUUGGUGACAUGAGUCGGGAGGAGAUUUUGGAGGAGGCGCGGAAAGUAAAGGCUGGCUUGGCGGGGAUUGAGGAGACGGAGGGGAAGCUGCAGGCUGAGAUGGAAAGAUUGGCGCUGGCGAUCCCGAAUUUGACGAGUGAUGAGACGCCCCGCGGGACGGAGCCGGAGGUCAUGAGUUAUAUCAACAAUCACCCCGAGCCUGAGCCGGCGUUGUCGGAUAGAGUGUGGAGGAGUCAUGUGCAUGUUGGUGCGGAAUUGGGACUUUUGGACUUUGCCGGGGCGGCGUCUUCUUCUGGGUGGGGGUGGUAUUACCUUUUGGAUGAGGCGGCGGAUUUGGAACAGGCCUUGAUCAGCUAUGCUUUGGCUACGGCUACACGGGCAGGGUGGAGGCAGGUCUCCCCUCCGAGCGUGGUGUAUGGACAUAUUGCUGCUGCUUGUGGGUUUCAGCCGAGGGACGCGAAUGGGGAGACGCAGAUUUACGCUAUUGCUCAGUCGAGGGAGGAUGCGGCGAGGGGGAAGCCGGAGUUGGUGCUGGCUGGGACGGCGGAGAUUCCAUUGGCCGGGAUGAAGGCUGAUACUGUGCUGGACGAGGCUGAUUUGCCAUUGAAGAGGGUAGCGGUUUCACGAUGCUACAGGGCGGAAGCGGGGGCUAGAGGGAGUGAGACGAAGGGGCUUUACAGGGUGCACGAGUUCACAAAGGUGGAGAUGUUUUCUUGGACGCUGCCAGAUCAGGUCGAGACGGAAGAGAUCUUUGACGAGAUGAUUGAUCUCCAGACGGAAAUCUUGGGCGGGCUAGGGCUACACUGCCGGGUCUUGGAGAUGCCCACUGCUGAUUUGGGGGCGUCGGCUACGAGAAAGUGUGAUAUUGAGGCGUUCUUCCCGUCCAGAAGGGAGCGGAAUGAUGGCUGGGGAGAGGUUACGAGCGCCAGUAUUUGCACCGACUACCAGACUAGGAGGUUGGCGACUAGACUCAAGACCAAGGAGGGGAAGCUGGUGUAUCCUUGGACUGUCAACGGGACUGCUCUUGCUGUUCCGAGAGUUUUGGCGGCGAUUUUGGAGAACGGGUGGAAUGAGUCGGAGAAGAGUGUUUUGAUCCCUGAAGUGUUGCGACCUUGGAUGGAUGGGAGAGAGAAGAUUGGGCCGAGGCACCGGAUGAACUAG